Malaclemys terrapin pileata is the source of this 1834-nucleotide messenger RNA. It is a transcript of the gene OSTF1, whose product is annotated as osteoclast stimulating factor 1. The record is from RefSeq and is a predicted model, not a curated record. Gene Ontology annotation, biological process: signal transduction. The coding region runs from base 232 to 876 and encodes 214 amino acids. The transcript is spliced from 10 exons. Gene Ontology annotation, molecular function: protein binding. NCBI's taxonomy places the organism in Eukaryota, Metazoa, Chordata, Testudines, Emydidae.
AGAGGGAGCAGCGCCCAGCGGCCGCGCUCGCUGCUGCUCCGGCUCCUCUCACUUCCUCAUCGAGCCCCGGGGACUCGCUGCUGGGACAGCCGCCGCCGCUCCGCCUUGAGCCCCGCGCCCGCUGCAGAGGAGGGGCACCACCGCCGGGCAGGAGAAGGGACCGGCCAAGGGCAGUUUGCGGGGAGACGGAGAAAGAGGUUUCCCGGCUCUGUGCUAAGCCAAGCCGCCGCGAUGUCCAAGCCGCCACCUAAACCAGCCAAACCAGGACAGGUCAAAGUGUUCAGGGCCCUGUAUACAUUUGAACCCAGAACUCCGGAUGAGUUAUAUUUUGAAGAAGGGGAUAUUAUCUACAUUUCAGAUAUGAGUGACACAAAUUGGUGGAAGGGAACCUGCAAAGGCAGGACUGGACUUAUUCCAAGCAACUACGUGGCUGAACAAGCGGAGUCCAUUGAUAACCCAUUGCAUGAAGCUGCCAAAAGAGGAAACCUGAGCUGGUUGAGAGAGUGCUUGGAUAACCAAGUUGGUGUAAAUGGUUUAGACAAAGCUGGAAGCACAGCUUUGUACUGGGCUUGCCAUGGUGGGCACAAAGAUAUAGUGGAAGUGUUAUUUACACAGCCAAAUGUAGAACUAAAUCAACAGAACAAAUUGGGAGACACAGCUUUGCAUGCUGCUGCUUGGAAGGGUUAUGCAGAUAUUGUAGAGAUGCUACUGGCAAAGGGGGCAAGAACAGAUUUAAGAAACAGUGAGAAGAAAUUGGCUCUGGAUAUGGCUACCAAUGCUGCCUGUGCUUCCCUGCUUAAAAAGAAACAAGGGACAGAUACAGUGCGGACAUUAAGUAACGCAGAGGAAUACCUUGAUGAUGAAGACUCUGAUUAACUUUCUUCAUAAUGUCUUAAGAACUAUCAUCUCUAUUGCCUGUCAUUCCCAAAUCAUAUCUUUGCAACUGUAAAAAAUACCUUAUACAGUAAUGAAGUCUUGCAAUCUCUCACUAUAACAUGUAAACAGAGAGUGAAAUCUCUUGCACAAGGAGAACCCACAAAGGCUAGGAAAUGCCAAGUUUUAAAUCAAAGUUCCCUUGAAAUCAUCAAACUGGAGGUUGUAUGCUGAUCUCUUCCUCCCAUCUUGCUGUAUGGGGAAGGGACUUAGCCCUCUAAACAUGCAGGUGUCCCAAGAUAUCCCUGCAGGUACCUAGUAUCUCUGCAAUACACUCCUCAAUCCUAGCUGUUUUCUUUGUCAGCAUAGUUGCUCUCCCACUGGCAGCACUCCGAAGAAUCUCUUUGAGGUUUCUUUCUUAUGUAUGAAUAAGAACUUGCUUAAAAUAUUAUGCUGGCAGGGUGAGCAUUAUUUUACAAGGGGAAACCCCGCAGGUAAGAGAUGGGAUAAUGCAAUGGUGAAUGGUCAUCCCCUAUCUCCACAGAGCAGGAAGAGACAACGUAAGGCUUCUUUUAAUUUCCACCAUAUGGGAGUUGGUGUGUGGGGUGAAAUGGCAGGGGAAGAGCUGCCCUGAGAAGUUUCUCUGUUUACUAUUAUGGGCCCAGAGAAUUUUGUUUUAGGAAGGAACUCAACUUUGGACUCCGUGACUGGAUUACUUCGCUGUUUGAAUUGUAUUGGUGUUGGAAUCAUUAGCAUUGAAGUGAGGAGGGAAUAUUUUUCUGUUUAUCCUGCCUUAGAAUUUUACCGAUCUUUUGCUUUUAUUUUUAAAAGUGUUCUUGUUUUUCCUCUAAAAGUACUUUACCUCAGAGCUGAAGUUUUUUUGAAAAUAUAUAUAUAUUAUAUUAAACCAAAAGUGUUGAGAAAAUUGCCUAAUCUGAAUAAAUCAUUUAAAACACUUGAA